This is a messenger RNA of Linderina pennispora, 1241 nucleotides long. RefSeq lists its product as uncharacterized. The coding region runs from base 45 to 1238 and encodes 397 amino acids. NCBI's taxonomy places the organism in Eukaryota, Fungi, Kickxellomycota, Kickxellomycetes, Kickxellales, Kickxellaceae. The transcript is spliced from 5 exons. Gene Ontology annotation, molecular function: acyltransferase activity, transferring groups other than amino-acyl groups. The record is from RefSeq and is a predicted model, not a curated record.
CUUCUUCCUACUCCCACUCUGGCUUUUAAAGAAAAUCCAUAGCCAUGGAGCCGCCCACGUAUACUGGCAAGCCACAGAGCAUCAAGUUGACGGCGUUUGAUGCCCUGGUGUCGAUUCUCAAUAUCCAGCAAGUUUACUUUUACGAAAACAAAGACCGCUCGCCUGAUUUUAUGCCAGCGGACACCCUUCAUACAGCAUUCAACAAGACAAUCUCGCAGUUCCCACCCCUGCUUGGUCACCUCCGCCAGCAGCCUGACAACAGCCUGUCGAUUAUCAUUGACAAGGACAGCCUCAACCUGCCCGAGUAUCGCGAAUCCACAUCGACUGUACAUUACAACGAUAUCAAAGCGUGCGGUUUCGACUAUCGCGCCUGGCCAUCCGACCUAAUGACUGUCGGUGAGAACAGCGGUGUUGCUGUAUUCCUCAGUCUGUCCCAUGCCGCAGGCGAUGGGGCCGGUUUCCACAUGUUCGCAAACCGUUGGGUGGAGGAGGCCAAGGUACUUGCCAAUGGUAGUGUAGCAAGUGACAAGCAGUUCACCUAUGACCGUGAACUGAUCCAAAAGUUUUUGCCCAAGGAUCGCAAACAGCUUAAUGAGGCCAGCGCUGAGUCAUUUGACAGGGCUAUCGGCGCUGCACCUUGGCAGGGAACGCUGUAUCGCGUUGAUACUGAAAAAUUGGGAGUGCUGCGUGAAGAACUCAACCGCUAUGUCCCUGAGGGCGUGCAGUUGACCAAGAACGAUGUGAUUUCGGCACUGAUUGCCAAGACAGUAGCCCAGUCUGUAAAAGCAACCAAAGUAGGCAGGCUGCAGGUCCUUUCUAAUAUCGGUAGCUGGAUUGCAGGGAAGCGUGAAUUCCAGCGGCUCAUGAUCCCAUGCGAUACGCGCCCGCGCCUUGGAAUGGGCGAGAUCAACUAUUCAGUGGAGUCACAAACCACGCUCAAAUCGCUAGCUGAGCUUGCUGUCGAGGUGCGCAAGAGUGUAGGCGCGGUAGAUGCCGAAACCGCCGCUACAGAGCACGACCUGAUGACAUCCAAGGCAAACUGCUACAUGAACAACGUUAUCAUGACUCCAGUCGUUCAAAAGCUCGUACGUCCUGUGAGCAAUGCUGACUCAACAACCAUCCUACCAGACCGCCCACCAAGUAAAGCAUGGCUUGUAAGCAUGACCAACACAAUAGAGGUACUUGCGGAAAUCAAAAAGAACGAAUUCUGGUGCAAGUAUGCGGACUUUGUUUACUAGUGA